Messenger RNA from Spodoptera frugiperda (fall armyworm), 3612 nucleotides. Its product is annotated as sorting nexin-29. The transcript is spliced from 11 exons. Gene Ontology annotation, molecular function: phosphatidylinositol binding. Lineage: Eukaryota; Metazoa; Arthropoda; Insecta; Lepidoptera; Noctuidae. The record is from RefSeq and is a predicted model, not a curated record. Bases 219 to 2165 code for a protein of 648 amino acids.
UUUAUAUCGUUCUAUCGUUCAAUGAGAAAAAUAAAAUGCAAUUUGUCAAAAGAGUACACAGUACAACGAAAGUCAAAAUAAAUAAUGUACUUUAUUUACACAAUAACAAUUUAUUUAAGUUUUAGCAGUUGUUUUAUAUGUUUAUAAAAAAAAGUCAAUUAAUAGAUUACUGUAAUAUCUUAUUGUGUAUUAGGAAUCUCGAAGACUAAGUUAAUAUCAUGAAUAGCAAGAUAUUAAAUACAAUAGCCAAUGCCAUAGAUAAUAGAGAAGAGUUAAAAAAGAGAAUAGAAAAUGGUAAAAUAAUUCAUCAAGAAUUAUUAAAUUGCAUACAAAAUUGCCAGAAUCGUUUUGGAGGGAAGUCGGAGUUAGCCACAGAAGAUGAUAUAAGAAUAGCUCAACUAUGUGAAAAAUGGGAGAAAUUGCUUAGCCAUGGCAUUAGAACUAAUUUAUCAAACUCAGCAAUUCAGAAUUUGGUUACAGCAGGUUUAAACUUCACUUUUAAUAUUGUUAAUGUUGGUAACUCUCUCUGGAGUUACACUUGCUUACAUUUGACGAAACAUGAAAAAGAAAGAUUCAAAAUUCUAACGAAUAUUAACACACCACUUGGAUACUUCAGAGCAUUUCUAAGAGCAGCUUUGAAUGAAAGGUCUCUUGACAGAUAUCUUCAGAGCUGGAUUAGUCAUGGCCUGCUAAUGGAAUAUUAUGAAGAAGGUGCUCUCGUCCGAGGCCCUGAAACAUCACAUCUUUUACCAAGCAUGGCUGCAGGUUUAUCAACAGUAUUGUUUGCGUUAUCAAUUGACAGACCAGAGUUGAAUGACUCACAACAAGCUAAUCAAACUAACAAAGCAGAACAUGUGAUACCUUUACCAAUGCCAGUAAAAUCAUCGAGUAAUUUAAAACGCAAGCCAUUGAGACAAGUUAUAUCCUUUGACAAAAAUGAACAGAAAAAUACCAAGAGCAACAAAAAACAAGUAUUUGGAGCAACAGAACAAGUAGAUAAUUCCGCUUGGAACAGUGCACCAGCCACUUGCCUCAAUUCACCAGAUCCCAAAAUAGUUGCCCAGGCUGCCUCAAGUAGUGAACCCACUAGUUCAGAAUACAAAACCAGUUUAAGACAUUUUUUUCCUGACAGUGUCAAAGUUAUGGACAGUCCUUCGCAAAUUCUGUCCAAACUUUCUGAAUGUGCAAAGGAAAUAUUUUCAUCUUCCAACAGUAUUGAUGUAAACAAUGUCAUCAAAGAUGAUGUUUCAGAAUUAAGUAUAAAUAAUUUAAAAAUAUCAGAAAGUGACAGUGAAGAAGUGGCGGGAAGUAUUGAUGGCAGUACUUCAUGUUUAGAACUCUGCUUUACAGAGGACGAAAGUACACCAGAUGAUAAGACAUUAAAUGCGAUAUUAGAAAGUAAGGAAAAAGAGUAUUUAAAUUUGCAACUAAAAUACACUCAGAUGGAAGUAGCUAGUAAGGAAAAAAUUAAAAAGUUAGAAAAUGUAGUAUUGGAUCUGAGCAAAGAAAAUGAUCGAUUAAAAGAGCAACUGCGGCAUUACAUGUCAGCUGUUGAAAUCGCGAAAGCUUUAAAAAGUGAAAACGUAGACAACACAGAAGUAGAUCAGUAUGAAAAGAAAUUAGUUCAGGUAGCUGAAAUGCAUGCUGAAUUAAUGGAGUUCAAUACGUAUCUACAACAGCGGCUUAAAGAGUACGAGAGUAUAUCGGCAUUAGAAGUGCUGGAUUACCCUGAGUCUAAUGUGAAGGCACAUAUACCGACUGCAUUCCUAGUUGGGAAGAAAACACAUUCAUAUCAUGUUUAUCAAAUUUAUCUGAAGAUUGGACAAGAAGAGUGGAAUGUAUACCACAGAUACGCAAAAUUUCAUGAACUACACACGCAGCUCAAGAAAUGUCAUCCUGAUAUAGCGACGUACAAAUUCCCACCAAAGAAAACAUUACGGAAACGAGACGCUCAUUUAGUGGAACAGCGGCGAGUGGCUUUACAGGCGUAUUUGCGACACAUACUGCUGGUGUUACCGGAGCUUAGGGAGUGCACCAACCGCACACAACUCAUCACUUUAUUGCCAUUUUUUGGAACAUCUUCCACUACUAAGGAGAAUGGGUUUAAUAACCCCCUAGAUCGUCAACAAUCGAAUGACUCUAUUUCGUCGUACAAUGCACUAUGAUAUAGUUUGAUAAAUAAGAACAUUCCUAAGUUAAUAAGUACAGUAUAUUACACCAGUGCGUAAACAAAAACUAUUAGAUAUUUUUUCCCAAUGUAGAAUAUAUUAUUAAAGUUAAUUUAUUUUUUGUUAGUAUGUUGUGUGUUAGAUGAAAAUUGACUACCGUAAUAUUAGAAUAUGGUGGGGCUUUUGCAAAUAUUACACAUGCGUAUUAAACAUAUAUUUUAUAAGACACAAAUAGAUAUAAAACUAUGUACAUAUGUAAAAACGAAUUUAUAAUUUGUGUACCUAUUUAUUCAAGUGCUUGUUGUUGGAAACCUAGAAUUAUUUCACAUGGCAAAUUUUAUUAUAGUAAUGAAAAUAGACCUUUACCUGAAAGUAAUUUUAUACGUUAAAGUAUAUUAUGUGAUGCAUCUGGUUUGUCUUACAAAUCUGGUGAUUUCCACAUAUCUACUGAGUCAGUAUUAUGCUUAUUCCACAAGCCUGAUUUUUAUCUUGUAAUAUUCUAAUCAGUCUAUCCCAUGUGAUGUUACUUGUUUUAUAAAUAAAGACAUAUGUAUAUUAGAUGAAAUCUAUAGUAAAUAAGAACAAGUCUAUUUUAAUUUCUAACAUCGUUGAAAAGAUACAUAAUUUAAUAAAUAGAUCUUAAACUAGGUACUUCUUUCUUUUUUGCAAUAUUUCAUAGGCAGUUACUAUUCUAUGUUCUUCAGUGCACACUGCACCGUGUUCAAAAUUAAAUAGGAAACCAAAAAUUAUUAAGUAGACUUUAUAACAGAGUCAGAGCAAAGUAUACCUACCUAUGCAUAAAUAUUUCUAGGUUUCUGUAAUGAGCUACAACCUGAAAUAUCGAAUAUUUUAUACAUGUUAUUUAGGUUGUAGAAAAGCGUUAUAAAUAAAUAACAGUAAAUGACUCAGAUAGCAUGUGAAUUUUAUUUUCCAUCAUAUAUCGAAUAUCCAUAGAUAAAAUUAAUAGUACAAAAAAUACCGAUAUCUAACCAAAACCGCUGUAUCUAUCGCUGGUUAGGUACAGUAAAACGGGGUGAAUAGGGAUAGAAGAGGGGUGAAUAGAUACUAUGAAGAAUUUCCCUGUACCUAUUCACCUCUUUUCUGUCCCUAUUCACCCCGUUUUGCGGUAAGCAGUGCGUACCUAACUUCCCUCCGGAAGUAUACGUUCAUCUUUGGAGCACAAGAGCCGAUGUUCAUAUUGCCUCACCCUCAUCUCACCGACCCGGCAAUGGCAUCCAUCAAACUGUAGUCAAAUUGAAAACAAAAUAAGGAAACUAAACUGCUAUGAAGCAUAGUUACUACUUCGGCCUUUAUUUUGUUUAACCUUUUGAACGCCACGGACGUUUAUAGACGUCUAACGAAAUCGUGCCAAACACGCCACCGACGUCUAUAGACGUCAAGAAAACGACAUUUUUUAAAUACAAAAUAAAUAUACUAAAUUAAG